This is a messenger RNA of Cetraspora pellucida, 942 nucleotides long. Lineage: Eukaryota; Fungi; Glomeromycota; Glomeromycetes; Diversisporales; Gigasporaceae. The record is from the annotation of a GenBank genome assembly.
AUGGCAGACCAUUUAGAACAUGAUGCGCUUAGAAAACACAAAAGUAGAGAGAAUGAAACCCCUGAUCAACGCCAAAAUCGUUUUGCUCGCGAUCGUGAUAAUAAAAUGAAGAGGAAAAGUGCUGAAAGUGCAGAAGAACAUAGAGAACGCUUGGAUAAAGAAAAAGGUCAAAAAAAGCAACGAAGAGCCUUAAAUGUUGCUGAUGUAAACUUAAACAAUCAAGAUAAUGAACAAAUGUUUGAUCUUACUGAGAUUGAGGAAAUGUUGAUUGCACAAAUAUUUCCUGUAAUCUCAGUAUAUUGCCUUCGCGGAGGCCAGUAUACAUAUAAAGGAAAUGUUAUCAACUUUCCUCAAGACGUACAUGAGUUUGCAAUACGUCUUCCUCGUCAACCAUCAUCAUUGGACGUUCUUGUUGUGCGUCGACAGUCUGCAAGUGGACCUGCCUUCAGAGAUUUUAAUGUUCGCUGUGUUAAAAUUGCUAAGGCGCUUAUAUGGCUCAAAUCAAAUAAUCGGUAUUAUGCUAACAUUGAAAUUGAUAAUGAAGCACUUCAGUCAUUACCUGAAAAUGGUCCAAUUGAUAAUUACCUUCCGCAAGUUCAAAACACGGAAGAUGAAAGCUUAAACGAUGACGAAAAUGAAACUGAUGAUAUAAUUAUACGCAACUUCGUUCCAGUUUCUCCCCGAUCUCAUCGUGAAAAUGACACAAUUAAUGAUGCUCUUGCAAGAAUGCAAACCAGGAAUACGAUAGCAUGGCCAAAUAUUGAUGGUAAUUCCAAUAAUGAAUUCCAUACUCCCGGAUACAUUAUGCGUGCUUUUCCGACUUUGUAUCCAUAUGGAAAAGCUGACCUUCAUUCAGAACGUUUGAGAGAUGUAAAGCCUGCAGAAUAUUUCCAACAUAUGCUUAAAUACAAAGACGGCAGAUUUGCACAGCAUACUUGUUGA